This is a messenger RNA of Ostrea edulis (European flat oyster), 877 nucleotides long. RefSeq lists its product as uncharacterized. NCBI's taxonomy places the organism in Eukaryota, Metazoa, Mollusca, Bivalvia, Ostreida, Ostreidae. The record is from RefSeq and is a predicted model, not a curated record. Bases 1 to 633 code for a protein of 210 amino acids. The transcript has 4 exons.
AUGAAACAUGGAUCCUUGGAUAUACUAGAGGUGGAAUCGGAGGUGUACCAGAUGUUGAUGAGGCUCAUGGGCAAUCAGAAAAGCAAGGAGUGUAGAAUAUUUCUGUUAGAGCAAAAAUGGUGUCACGAGGCUGUGCUCCUUCUAAUCGACCAGAAGUCGGAGUUAUCAAACAUUUUCAACUCCAGCACAAUUACACAAAAACAGGCCUGGAGGAGAAUGUCUGAGGAGAUGUGUAAGAAGGGCUACAUAUUCACUGGAGAAGAAUGCAGUAGGAAAUUUCGAUCCCUGAAAAUGAGGUAUAAAAUUAUCAUGGAGAGAAAUUCUAAGACUGGCAACAGUCGCCAGUCUUGGCAGUACUUCAGUGAAAUGGAGAAUCUUCUUCUUGGUGACCCUGCAGUACAACCAGUGGCUGCAGCCUCCAGCUUACCAAUAACAUCAGCACCAACUCCAACUCCAUCCUCUCCUAAGAAAAGGAAAACCAACAGUUCGAGAGAACCCAAAUGGGUAGGAAGUUUCAGGGCAGAGCUUCGGGCUAUGCACGAGGAGAGGAUGGAGUUGGAGAAGGCGAAGCUAAGUCUGGAGGAGAGGAGGGUCCAGGCUUUGGAACGUCUGGCCAAUGCCUCAGACCAAUAGGUAAUUAAAAUAUACCCCAUGUAAAUGUAAUCAGUUGUAGCUUAAUAAAACACUACCUGUCACUAAGAUAUAUAUAUAACAGUUAUACCUUAGUCUUGUCAAUUAUAUAUGGAUACCCUUACCAAAAUAUACAUGUAAGCCCUCUGGCACACAGUUGCAGCACAUUUGCAGGAAGUUUGCCGCAACUAGUUGCAGCGCAUUUGCCACAAGUAUACUUUUCGUAUGCAAAUUUUUCCUCUGGCAC